UCCCUCUUCCUGUCCCUCCCUUCUCAGGCAUAGCGCGGAAGGAUCGCCUGUUGGUCGACGCACGGCACGGCACGGCGUAAUUUCCCAGCCACCGCACGGAAGAUUUCGGUGAGAAACGCGAGAGAUAAUGGCAGGAUCACCGGAGGAAAGAACGGCUCCAGAGGCCAGCACGACGAGUAACGCCGGCAGCAGCAGCAGCAGUAGCAGUAGUAGCUCCAGCAGCAGCAGCAGCGACGAUGACGCGCCGGCAGAGCACACCGCAGGAACCGUCGGCGGGCUGGACGGAAGGGCCCCUCCUGAAGAGCCCGCUGCGGUCGACGGCGCCGGCUGCGGCGUCGUGAACGCGCGAGAACAGCAAUGUGACCACAAGGUGGGUGCAGGGACUGGGAGGCUCAACAUCAGGAGGAGCGAUCUCGUGUUGACGCUGAUGGUUGCAGGAGGGGUUGCCGUCGCAGUUGCAGCAGCUUUCCUCGCCAACAAAAAGCGUUGAUGAUCACCGGGUUUUCGCCGGGCCUUUGGAAAGACCCAUCUGUAUUUUUCUUUGACACUGUUUAAUAAUGUAUAAAAAGGUAUUAAAGGCGAGAUUUCUUGCGGCGUCAAGAAUAAAUU
This is a messenger RNA of Triticum aestivum (bread wheat), 609 nucleotides long. RefSeq lists its product as uncharacterized. Lineage: Eukaryota; Viridiplantae; Streptophyta; Magnoliopsida; Poales; Poaceae. The coding region runs from base 128 to 490 and encodes 120 amino acids. The transcript is spliced from 2 exons. The record is from RefSeq and is a predicted model, not a curated record.